Prorocentrum cordatum is the source of this 1453-nucleotide messenger RNA. NCBI's taxonomy places the organism in Eukaryota, Dinophyceae, Prorocentrales, Prorocentraceae. The record is from the annotation of a GenBank genome assembly.
CUCGACCCCUGCGCGACGCCGACCUAGAAUCCCAGCAUCUUCUUCGACGUAGACAACCCUUCGGGGCCAGGAGGCACCUGGCCGGCACCCGCACGCGAUGUUCUUCGCGGAUGCGGGCCUCUCACCGGGCCUCGGAGCUAACGGGGCCGCCCCCGCGAGAGGCUUGCCGCAAACCUAACCCCCCCCGAAGCUUCACGAAUCUUCGCGAAACACCAAAGGGGAUCGCGACGAAAAAGCGUCGUCGCAGAAUCACGACGGCGAACAACUAGUCUGGUUUUGCACGCUCUCUAGAUCAUGCAGGCGUGCACCUUUGAAUCCCAACGAAACUCGAUGUGUACAAAGCGCCACUCCGCAUGCGUCAAAAAGUUAUGUGCGCUGGCAGUCGGGAGCCGGAUGGGCCCAGGGGAGAACAGGAUACGUUGAGGCAGUGGAUGAAGGGGGAGGUGGCGGAGAUGGAGGAGGAGGAGGUGGAGAACGUUGUGCCCACGCAGCUGGCACCUCUGGCCCAGGCCCGCCCAAGGGGGUGCGGGUUGGCGGCGAGCCGCCCGGGGCGGAGAACCUCGGGCACGGCGGAGCGCUGUGCAAGUGCCCCCCCCCAUCCGCCCUGUAGGCGCGCCGGAGGGGCAGCGGCCGCGGAGGAGCCCAGUGCCGCUCCGCUUCUCGAGGUCCCUGCGCGGCCCGUGGGCUCGACCACGAGGAAGGAGGAGGGAGGAAGAGGAGGAGGAGGGAGCAGGAGGAGGAGGAGGAGAAGGAGGAGCGAGGAAGGGAGGAGGAUACUUCCUCAUCGUGAAGGCGGCGAUGACUGCCCUAACACGCGGGCGCUGCUUGGGACCAAAGAAGGAACUGUCCCGCAGCAUGCACAGGAAGAUCGCCUGGCAAAAGACGUGUGCGAUCCAAAGAGGAGAACUGAAGAGUGAAAAACCCAACAGGGGAGAGCAGAUCGAGCCUGCGUACGCCACCCCAGACGCCGCUGGAGGUGACAGCAAAGUGCCUCACGCAAACACACGAAGAAAAACAAGUUGCAACGAAACUAAUAAUGAGAAAGAGAACAUGAUGAAGGGCGGUCGGGGUAGUGCGAGGAGGAGACGCAAAAACCCUAAGCACGCAUGAAGCUAUGCUUCAGGAGAUCUUGCGCCUAAGGGCGCAUUGAUUGACACACCUGCGCACAGACUAAGCACAUUUGACGGCGGCGACAAGCGACAGAAUCACCAGUGUCGACCACGUCAUUGCUGCAGAGGAACACAAAAAGGCAUAAACCUACUCUCUUCUGAGGGCCGCGCAAAUUCCUUGGAUCGGCGCUGCAUCCCCCUCCCUGGCACGACGCGCGCCAGGGGCGGCGCAGGAGGCGCCGCCAAGAGGGCCCAGUGCCGAUCCAAGAAAUCCGCGCAGACUGCGGGAGAUUGUGUUGGUGCACCUUUUUGCUCUCCCAGCUAAGCCAAAGUGUCGACCACGC